UCUAUACAAUCUGCCACUUCCUCAGGCUGACCAAAGUAGUGCAGUGAGCCUGAAGAUGGAUUUGAAUUUUCUUCAGUCUCUGGAAAAAGAGAUCGUCCUGGAGGUUCUACGGAGAGACAAACAGCUGCGCAUUAUAGAAGACGACAGGAUCAGGAGGAUGAAAUAUGAGCUCCAGGAGCUUCGCAGAAGAGGAGCUAAGAGUUUCGCCCGGCAGUACGGCGAGAGGACCUGCGCCCGCUGCCAGAGACCCCUGGGGCGCUUCUGGAACUCGGGUGACGUUUGCCGCGGCUGCAGCCACCGCAUCUGCGGCAGGUGCCGCAUGGGCGUGGGAACGGUCGACUGGAAGUGCACCGUCUGUCACGCCUACAGGGAGGUGAAGAUCAGGUCCGGACAGUGGUUCUUAGAGGAGAAGCUCAAGAAAUUCCCAGUCACCACAGACAAGAAUGAAACAGUUGGAGAGAAGCUGUUACAGACCUACAACGUGCUGAGUCAUAUAUCCGUUGUGCCACCGACUCCUCCGCCUCAUAUGGAUCAUCAUUUCAUGAGCAGAUCAGGGAGCUUGAAGAACUCGAAGCCUUUCACCAAAUCUGUGGAGGAUCUGAUGGUUUCGUUCACGAGUCAUAUCAAGAGGAUUUCAUCUUCUCAAAACGACCUCCUGGUUGUUAACGACACCCGCAAAGGGUCGCGCUGCCAGUACAGCACGCAGAAGAGCCUGUCUGAAACUGACAUCAACAAACCUGCCUACCUCUUUAAAGGCCCAAGUCUUCCAAACCUGUUCAAGAAAAAUAAAGACAGUGACCAGGAAAGCUCCUCAACUGGGGCAGAAGAAGAGACUUCCUUCUGCAGCUCUGACUAUUCUGGAGGAACCAGAGGCAGCAACAGCAGCCUCUUUGAGAGCAUCAGCGUGACAGGAGAGCUGGAGCUGGCACUCGUCUACAACUCCAACACCUCCUGUCUGGAGAUCACGGUCGGCGCCUGCAGAAAUCUCUCUUAUGGAAAUGCCAAAAAGAGGAGAUGUCACCCAUACGUCAAACUCAUUGUUCUGCCAGACGAGAGCAGCAAAAUGAAAACGAGGGUGAUGAAAAACACGACCGACCCCGUUUAUAACGAGACGGUGAAGUGUCAAAUUGAGCGCCACCUGCUGUUUGGAAAGAGACUGCAGGCCUCCGUGUGGCACAAGGGAACACUGAGAAGGAAGGUGUUCCUCGGUGAAGUCCUUAUUCCACUGGACGGCUGGAGAAAUGAGGACAAAGCGUCACAAGACUUCAACUGGUACCCGCUGUGUCCAAAGGGUUCGAGUCCAGAUGGAGGCGCUGUGGAGCAGGACGGACAAGAACUCAUGGUCAGAGUCAAGCUCAGCUCCAGCAACCAUGGUGUCUGACUGUGACUCAGAUGACGCCCAUUAGUGGAGGUGAGACCAGGCGACUCACCCGCUGCUGUUCAAGUGACCACAGUGUGAACCUGGACCUGUGGGACCAAACCCUGAAAUCAAACCUGGUAGCACCAGAGAUUUUAAAUGUUCUCACCCUUAAAUAACCAUUUGUCUGGUAAAUUAUCUAUUUUGCAGCGCAGAAGAGAAAAUGUAUAUCACACUAUAAUGUAUUUGUUAGCUGAUAUAUAAGUGUAUGUAGAAGUGAUGUAGGCACUGUAUAUGACAACUGCUCAUCCCUAUAAAACAUUAACAGAAAGUAAUGACUGAAUAGAAUAGAACAUUUGAUGUAUGUUAUUUAUUUAUUUUAUGUGUUACUGUGCUUUGUUAUGUAUGCUCAUAUUUAUCGACGAACAAUUUAUUAAUAAAUACUCUGCUGCUGAAAAGUGAA
Solea senegalensis (Senegalese sole) is the source of this 1820-nucleotide messenger RNA. RefSeq names its product synaptotagmin-like 3 (gene sytl3). Bases 56 to 1381 code for a protein of 441 amino acids. The transcript has 14 exons. The record is from RefSeq and is a predicted model, not a curated record. Gene Ontology annotation, molecular function: small GTPase binding; neurexin family protein binding. Gene Ontology annotation, biological process: exocytosis; intracellular protein transport. Gene Ontology annotation, cellular component: exocytic vesicle; plasma membrane. Lineage: Eukaryota; Metazoa; Chordata; Actinopteri; Pleuronectiformes; Soleidae.